AACCUGACCUACUAGCGGGGCCAGGCGGCUCCCCACCGUCUGGUUCAUAACGCGUUAUUUAUAUCGACUGAUUGUUCUGUAUGGGAGAAGCGGGACUUGUAGCGCCUCAACCCUCAAAAAAUACAACAGGUUUUAUUGUAAUGCCUGGCGAGCAGUUUGGAUGAAAUGAUUGAAUAAAAUGUAAGGUGUACAUUUAAUUUUGCACCGCUUGCGUUAGUGGUCAGCGCGUUAGCAGGGAACAGUUACUAUUUCCUGUCUUCUUUUUUCAUGCUCCCCACUGUCCUCCAAUGAUAAGCGAGAGAUUGCGGGUUUCAACCAAUCAGGUGACACGGUGAGUGGAGUCACCGCGUCUUGACGUUACAGACGCACGGCUGUUUCAACGAGAUAUCUGCUUUUAUACGUUGGAUGCGUCUCAAUAUACCGAAUCCGCCUCUGUAACACUUCCGCAUCUGCGGUGACAGUUACAGUGUUUGUCAUCCUGAAAAUCGGUUUUCUCACAAAAGCGUCUGUAUCGUCGGAACGGUUUGGCCUGAACACUAUGACUCAUCCGUGUAAAGGUGCUGGCGUGUAUGUACUUCAAGCGCACAGGAGUGCCUUAUUCACCGUCUGCCGAAGGUAAAACACGGAAAGGCUGUAUCACAACCGGCCGUGAUUGGGAGUCCCAUAGGGCCGUGCACAAUUGGCCCAACGUCAUCCAGGGGUUCAACACCUGCCAAUAGGAUCCAUUUGAGGUCCAUACUGAGGUAGAAUAUAUCCAUCUGAGAGACCAGCACACGAUGUCGUCGUUCUCCCGUGAAAAACUGUCUUUGCACCUGCGGCGCAGAAUGGGGGUGUUUGUGACCAGAGUGAAAGCCACCGAGCUCAUAAUCUAUCUCCCUUGCCUUACACCUUCUGACAAGGAGGAGAUCCUGGCCAAGAAGGACUUUUCUGGUAACUAUGCGGCGAUGCAACUCCUGCUGGACUAUGUGCAGAAGAGAAUGAACUGGCCGGAAGAGUUGAUGUCAGCCCUGGAGAUGCUGGAGCAUCAGGAUUUGGCUGAUGAACUGAAGGCAGAGUGGAACAAGCAUAACCAGAACAAUCCCUACCCUCCUUCAGCUGCUGCUACCACUGCAGUCAGGACUCCUGUUCAUCCAAUUCCUUCUACCAGCUCUGAGGGAUCGCCAUCUUCUCUGGUCCUCCCAGCUCAGCCAGCCCCACCGGAGGUAGCUGCCCCACCGGAGGCUUCACUCCCUCCUGAAGUAGCCCCAGAGGCUUUGCCGCCUCCUGUAGUGGCUCCCCAGCCAGAAGCGCCCCCAAGCUCAGUUCCUGAUGCUCCCAAAGCUGCAGUGAGCCCUGAAAUAGCCUCAGAGGCAGCACCUUCUCCUGUCGUUGUCCUUAAGGCAGAGCCCCAGGCAACCCCUCCGUCUCCUGUCUCAGCGGAGGAGCCCACAGUGAUCUCUGAACCUUCAGCCUCAUCCCAGCCUGGUCCUAUUGAAACCGUCAGUCUGGAGGACAACUCGUCUCAUAGUGAUGCUCCAACACAGAUAGCCCUGUCUGAAACCACUCCUACCUCAUCUGGUUCAGACCUAAUCCCAGCUGUAACUCAAAUCCCAUUGGCUGUCUCACACCUAGCCCUGUCCCAAACUGAAUCCACCCCUGCUGCCUUGGCCAGAUUCCAGUCCCCUGAGAGACUUCCAGUUCAGGACACCUUGUCACACACAGUCAAAGUGACUACCUUCCACCAGGAAGCUGUAGAGGACUCUGAUCCAACCCAGGUAACUGAAGAUGACCAACACACUGAGCUGUCUCAGAGCCAGCACUUCUCCCCGGCCACGGCCUCAGCCUCACCCCCGGUGGAUACCUCCACGAACGAGGAUGACGUGAACUUUAGCAAGCCUGAAGUCCUCCGCAGUGAGGUCAUGGACAGCCAGCCAUACUCGGGAGACUCGACACGUCUACAGAGGUCUGUGUCAGACCUGGUACUUGCUACAGAUGGCGUGAACCGUCCCGUUGUGGUCCCAGACCCCUUCACUACUUCCACCCAUCUGCCAUGUCAGGAGAAUGGAGUUCCUGAAGAAAUAAACGAACCCCUGUCCCAUAACGAGCCUCAAGAGGACACCUUCGAGUCCUCCUGGCUGAGCUCCCUGGGGGACCAGGAGGUGCUGCACAAUGUUGUUCACGUGUCUGAGGACGCGUCCAUCCAGAACAACGACGGCCAGACGCCGAACAUCGUAGUCCACGUGUCCGAGGAGUCAUGUAUCUGGAAUCAAGAUGGCCAAACACAGAGCAUGCUGGGUACUAAGAAUGUGGGUGUGUCUGGAACACCGAGACCAGUUCCGAACCGCAACGGCCAAUCUCAGGGUCUGAUUAUGAUCGUUAACGGCGACGACGCCAGCCCUUCAACCAAACAUCCUGAUGCUCCUACUGGCUCCGUCGCCGUCGGCUCUUCCUCGGCUGAGAAACGUCAUCCCUUGGAGCCUAUGGGGACAGAGAUCCCGAUGGAGGCUAGAGCUGUUCCUGAACUGAAGCAGGAGGGAACGAUAGGAGAGAGCUACUAUCUUCUGGGGGCUGCUGUAGUGGCCGUCUCACUGUUCAUGGCCUGGAGGAUGAUGAAUUAACAACCAGGGUUAAGAAUAGGUUGUCUCAAAUGGCACCAUGUUUUUAUACAUAUAUAUAUAUAUAUAUCGCAGUGCGUAACCUUGUCUUUGGCCCCUGUCCUUUUGGGCGGUUCUGGCAAUCUACUGUUUCUGUAGCGUGAGGCAGCUUGAAGAAUAAUUACACAGCCUAGACAGGGCAAAAGUAGUGCACUAUAUUGGAAAUGGGGCCAGGGUAAAAGUAUUGCAAAAAAAAAAAACAAGGACAUAUUAUAGUUCAAUAUGUUAAGAGAUUAUUAUAUUGGUCCAGUGCCUUACUGUAUUGAUAGGAGCUGAAAUGAACUAUUUAUUAGGUGAGGCAAUGAGUUCAACCCAAUAAACACCAAUAUACACUGAGUGAACAAAACAUUAGGAACACCUGCUCUUUCCAUGACUGACUGACCAGGUGAAUCCAGGUGAAAGCUAUGGUCCCUUAUUGAUGUCACUUGUAGAUGAAGGGGACGAGACAGGUUAUAGAAUCAUUUUUAAUCCUUGAUACAAUUGAGACAUGGAUUGUGUAUAUGUGCCAUUCAGAGGGUGAAUGAGCAAGACAAGAUAUUGAAGUGCCUUUGAAUGGGGUAUGGUAGUAUUCCAAGCACACCGGUUUGAGUCAAGAACUGUAACGCUGCUGGGUUUUUCACGCCCUACAGUUUCCCCGUGUGUAUCAAGAACGGUCCACCUCCCAAAGGACAUCCAGCCAACUUGACACAACUGUGGGGAAGCAUUGGAGUCAACAUGGACCAGCAUCCCUGUGGAACGCUUUCGACACCUUUGUAGAGUCCAUGUCCCGACGAAUUGAAGCUGUUCUGAGGACAAAAAGGGGGAGCAACUAAAUAUUAGGAAGGUGUUCCUAAUGUUCUGUACACUCGGUGUAAGUACCUAUCCAGGACUUUGAUCGACAGUCUAAAUCAAUGAAUCAUUAGUAGCAUGAUACAGCAUGUCCUAGUUGGGAUGAAUAAAAUGUAUCUUUUAUGAUGAA
Salmo salar (Atlantic salmon) is the source of this 3591-nucleotide messenger RNA. Its product is annotated as interferon promoter stimulating protein 1. The record is from RefSeq and is a predicted model, not a curated record. Lineage: Eukaryota; Metazoa; Chordata; Actinopteri; Salmoniformes; Salmonidae.